CUCGCUACGUGCCUACCUAAAACUGCACCUGAACCUUCUGAGACGUGACUGACAAACAGCAUCCAGCUUAAGGUGCAAUCCUUCCGUCAUCCGGCAUAAUUGCAUUUGGCGUUUUCUCCGCCCCCGUCUUAGGCAACUUUUACAUAUUAUUCUAAUAUUCUUUGCCUGCCUGUGUUUUUCUUAUCUCAUCCCAUAUUAUUCUACCCAUCCUGUCGACUCAGAAAUCUGCAGCAGGAGUCAUUACGACUUUCGUCCUCGUUGAGGCUCGUUUGCCAUUGUAUUCUUCAUCUUAUUCUCACUUCUCUUCAUUUCGUUUCUUCCCUCCGUUACGACGUAUUCUUUUUUUUCCUCUUCUUGCGCUUCUUGCGGCCACCAUCGUUUCAAUCCCCAUUCGUUCCCACUUUACGUCCCAUAGUGCAUCAUUUUGUUGUUGGUCCGUGGCUGGGAAGGACCGCGCCAGACGAAUAGUUACAACAACCAUAGAAACCUGAACUCGGAGGCUUCAAACGAAAGAAAAAAAUAGAAAGACAAAUUACAACCUAUACGUAGCGAGUUAUAAUUGCAGCCAGAAGUUGACCUCUACUGUGCCGGACUCUCCUUGUAUUUAUUCUUUCUUUUUUAUUAGAACUGGACUGGGCCAAAAGCGUUUAAAACGCCCCCCACCAACCUGACAUCGCCGUCAAAAUGCGUCGCGCUUCGGUGGAUUUGACCGACCCCUCUCGAAACCUCGAGGAAUCAAUAGGCGCCCCGGACUCGACUUCUUUAGACUCCGAUCUAGACAUGACUUUGAUGGCAGAGGAAGAGGACGGCACUAGAAUAUAUACCCCACCUCCACACAUCGCCGCACGCUUUUACCGUCCUAGCCAAACCCGUCGAAAAGACUCGGCCGCCUCGUCGCGUCGUAACUCGAUUUCCUCCGCACACUCACGAUCCUCGCACGGUUUCGGUCAUCAUGGCGGGCCCCAGAGCAAAUACAUUGCCCAACAGUUGCGUCGCGCAUCUAUUCUUGAAGAUCGAAAGGCACGUUUGGCCGAUAGGGCAGCGCACGCUGAAAAGGUGCGCUUGAGGGCGGCUUUAGCGAAGGCUGCCCCUCAGAAAUGUUCCAAUCUCGAAGAACGCGCGUUGGCUGCUGCACAGGCCAGAGAGAAAAACUUGGCCGAAAUUGUAGCUGCAUGUGCCGAAGAGGUCAAGCGGGCCAAAGCAGUGGCGGAGAGCAUGAAAGAAAAGAGGGAGCAGGAACUACGCAAGUUGAAGGCACAAAUGGAAGAGCGACUAGCUGAGGCCGAGAAGAGAAGGGAAGAACUGCGUACUCGACAGGCCGCUAGACGAUCCAGAGGCCAAAGCAUAAUGACUAAGAAGUCUGACUCAGGUAGUCUGCCGGAAGAGGAGGAACAUGAGUCCUCGAGUAUCAGCGAUAUCGUACCCAUGAGCGAGGAUGUGGCGGUAUCCAAAAUUCAAUGGUGGUGGAGAGGAGUAUUGAAGAGAAAGGCGGUGCGCCAGUUCUCUGAACUUGGUCUGAAUAUUGACAGCGUCCGAGAUACGUCUUUUGAGCAGGUGACAGAACUUCUUGCUCAGGAGAAAGUUCUCGUCCUCACGGCGCGGGUCUUGCGUAUAUGCGGCUUACAAGAGGGCGAGGCAGGAUCGGUAGAUGAGAUGACUGCCGUUCGCACCUUUUUGAGUGCAUUCUUGAUUUUAGGCCACCCUACGCAGGUCCUGAGCAAUAAAGACCAUAGGGGAGAACAGGAGCAGGUUGGAUCCUCUCAAGGGCAACCCAUACCUCAUGAUGAUCUAGCUAAUCCACAAUUACAGGAUCUCGUUGCCAAGGCAAGAGAUUUACUGAUCUCGUUCGAGAACAUCCUCUCUCGGUUGACGUCCAUGAACAAUUAUACGACCCCGCCGGCGCUACAACAAGCUUUACCAGAAUCGUAUGCGACAUUCCAUAAUGCUUUCAUAGCAUGGAAGGCCCGUGAUUCAAACGCGUUGGUGGAUGUUAUGCUCCUACAAUUUGUGGAACUCGACGCCAUCCUUCAAACUGUGAAGGAUCGUACUGAGGACGCAGUUACCGACUCUUACCAGCAAAGUAUUAAAGACAAUCAACUAAUGUUGAUGGUCCGAAUCAAGAGACUCGCCGGUGCCGAGAGAGGAAAGAAAAUGAUAUUCGAGGCCGUUAAGCAAGCGAGAAAGGCUAGGGCCGCAAAGAAACCCACAGGUGACAUGAAACCAAGAGUGGCUGAACACUCCCUAAGUAACGAUAAUCCGAUUGGGGGCACUGCGACGGCGGAACAUGUAGUCUCGUCGCAACUGCAGACACUUACACCGCCACCCACACCGAUAAAGGAGAGAGAACCGAAGCAAAAAAGUAUCCCACAUUUAAGCUACCCCCCAAUACUUCCAGACAACCGGGUCAUCGUCCACGAGUUAGCCAUCAAUCGCGAGUAUCGGAUCGAAUAUGAGCAUUUUCAAGAACAACAUAAACUCCGUAUGGAACCUCUUUUCGAGGAUCUCAAAGGCGGCCCAAGGAAUGAGGAGAAGGAGUUCCAUUAUCUUAUCAUAAUGGCGAACUACAUCCGGGACAGACUACAGCAUUUGGUUAAGUCCGGCUCACCCAUGCACACUUUUAUCGGCGAGAUUCUCGACACGGAAGUUGCUCAGCAACAAUUCUUGGCUGGCAGCUUUUCAUACCAGCAAUUCUUCUCGUCAAUGGGCUCUCUCCUCCCCAAGCUCUGUGCGCCGGUUCGUGAUGACGAAGUCAAAGACCUGAUUGAGAAUAAAUUGGUUCAGGGAGAUGUCGUCGACCGUCUUGGAGCGCUUCUCUCAUUUAUCGAUACCAUGCUCUACGAUUAUGCGAACUACAUGUUGCAAGUUGCGGCGCCGAGCCUUGUGGAGCACGCUUCCGCGUACGAAACGAAGAGAUUUGCUGAGGAUAUAGAUGAUGGUACGGUUACGCUAUCUCGCGCAGAAAUUUCGUGGCGCAAUGCACGUAACAAGGUACAUGCAGAGGUCGCACGCCGAGAUCCCGAGGGCAUCAAUCACCCACGCUCUCGACCCACACCAGACAAAAUCUACUGGCAGAUGUUAUUAGACGAAUUUACACAGCCAUCGCCAUCAGAUGAGGCCGUGCCAGAACCACUCGCACUGGAUACGAAACGUCGUGCUCGCAUAGGCCAACAAAUUCUACGUAUUGUCACGGCGGGUGCCAUCCUUUUGCAAUGCAAGAAUAUGCUCAAGCGCGAUGUUCGGGCCCCUUGGAAGACAGAGGCCGGUCGCAUCCUGACUGUUCUUGAAUCGAUGGAUGAUGAGUCAAAGCCGCUUCCUCAGUCUACGGCCGUUCACGGUAUUAUGGCGGCGCUUGAGGCUGGGCGAUCGAUGCCGACGGCCACAAAGACUCAUUUGCAGGCUCUAGUAACAAAAGUUCUUGCCGCCAGCAUGGAAGCGAGGCGCGAAAACACAGACCCAAGAGAACCUGUAUUGAGAUUGCUUCUAACCCGGAUGAGAGGCCACAUUCUGGCUAGAUUGCAAGCUGGUUCUGCAAGUGAGAAGGUCAAGGCUACUAGCACAGCCGGGGAGAAGUUGGCAAGUCUUGGAAUGCCCGAAUUUGUUGAGAAGGUCCGAGAGAUGGUUGAUGAAAUUGCUAAAGUGGGGGCUGUAGAUCGAGAAGCCCACGGCGUAUGGUGGGAGGAGGUCGCAGAGAAGGUGAACAAAGAAGAAGAGUCUGCUGCUACAACAGCAACCGCAUAGGUGCGGUCAACAUCGUCGGCUAGGAAUUGCACUCUAUAAUACUUUGAGCCGCCGGGCAUACAUACAUAUUCAUGGGCUAUGGCUUCAUUGGUUCGGACUCAUUCAUGUAUCAGGUUUCGGUUUUUAUCUGUAGGACAGGCGUUCACAGGGUUUCGGCAUAUGACAUGUUUGAGGAUGAAGGACAGGUUGGACUCUUUUGGAACUGGCUGGACGCUUUCUUGGAAGGAUACCUUUUGCAUCAGCGCAUAUUCUAGUUCGCUGUGAUUGAUUAGUAUCGCUUGGAAGCUCGCUACCUGCCUAUUUUACGUAGGUGUCUAGCUUGUGGUAGAAUAAAUGCUAGCGAUGAAUAUUUCAUGCAUAAGGCACAUCUAUUGGGUUUAGGAUGUAGUAUCGCAGUCAAUACAUGUAUACUGUUUGUUUCGUAA
Hypoxylon trugodes is the source of this 4163-nucleotide messenger RNA. RefSeq names its product T-complex protein 11-domain-containing protein. Gene Ontology annotation, molecular function: protein binding. Bases 685 to 3738 code for a protein of 1017 amino acids. The record is from RefSeq and is a predicted model, not a curated record. NCBI's taxonomy places the organism in Eukaryota, Fungi, Ascomycota, Sordariomycetes, Xylariales, Hypoxylaceae. The transcript has a single exon.